AGCGGCGCUGGUGAAAUGUUUGGGAGCCAGCCUCCUGUUGGAAGCAAGGCACGGGAAGAGGGCGGGUUUCUUUUCCUUCUUUUUGAGGAGGAGGAGGAGGCGGCGGCGGCAAUUCUCUGCGCAACUCGGCAGCCCUCCUUAGCCGAAUGAAGCGGCUCUUUGCGCGGCAAAAGAGCAGCGCCGCGGAGGCUUUCCUGCUUCGUUCCGCUUCUCUGUGAAGGGGCCCCCAGGAUGUGCUCCUUCCCCUUUAAGGCUGGAGUUGUGAGAGCAAGCGAGAGCGAACGCCCGCCCGCGCGCCGGCUCGCCUGCCUGCCUGUCUCCUCCUCUCCGAGUGACACAGCAGUUAGAUAUGCCCUAUCAGUAACUUAAAGCCCGCAAACUCCACCUCUGAGUGAGGAAACUGUGGGCAGAGGGAAAUGUAGUGCGCGAAUUGAGACAGACAGUAAUCAUUAGCAAACUGCAACGCCGCGAUGAACUUGUCGGGAACCUAAAAGGAGGAAAGAACCAAGCGCCGCGUCUCUCUGUGGCACUCGCUCGCCCUUUCUCCCCCCCCUCCUUCUCCUCCUUUUCUUUGCGCGCUGCUGGGUUUUGUCCAAGACAAUCAAACUGGAUGUAAAAACCUGGUGGGUCACCAGUCCAAGAUGCUUCUGGUUUCCCCGCGGGUAGAAGCACCACGCAUGGAGCCGCAUAUUCCACUACAGGGAUCCAUUAAGAGAAAGCUGGAUGGUGACAGUUCCCCAGCCUCCAACACCAUGCCUGAUGGCAUUUUUCCAAGUGACAAUAAGAGACUCUGCCUUGAUGAUGUCACUCUUUCCAUGGGACAAGGGGCCAAUCCUGCUUCAUGCGCAGAUAUGCAGCACUCUCCAUACUCCACCAAUCACAGUACAUCCUCUAUGGGAGUGGCAGGGCAUGGAAUGCUGCUUGAAAACAAUCACAUGAAUGGUAGCAGUAUAGGCUCUCCGUUUUCAGUCCCGCCUAACACUGAAGUAGGGCAGAAGGGGCCCAUUGGUGGCCAUUAUGAGGAGAAAGGGAGCAGCAUGCACUCUGUGGACCAGGAGCUGCAAGAUCUGUUAGAAGAGCUGACAAAAAUGCCUGACCCUUCUCCCAAUGAAUUGGACCUUGAGAAGAUCUUGGGAAGCAAACCUGAGGAGCCCCUUGGUAGUCUCAACCACCCACAGGCAUCCAUGAACAGCACUCCAAAGUCCUCUCCACAGACCCCACACUUGGACAACCAUGUACCCAACAAAGACUUUUCUCCAGGCUGCAAUCCUGCAAGUGGUGGGUCACCCCAAAUGAGACCCUCAUCAGCUGGAGCAAACUAUCCAGUUCCAUCCCAAAAUAAGACUAUUGCUUCACCCAUUUCUUCAGCUGCGUCAAACAAGAGCCAAGCUCAGUCUAUGCUCCCAGUACCUUUACCCAACAUGACUAGUGCUAAUUGGCAUGCACAGCAGCUCAAGCAAUUGGCAGCAAGCAAGCAAGUCCCAACUACUAAGCACCAAGCUCCUAGCUGGCCUACCAUAUCCUCACAAGGCCUCUCCCCUCCUUACCGACAAGGAUCUUCCCCUCACCAUCAACCGUUCAGUCCUCAGAAUGUCAUGGUGUCUGGCAUGAGCUCUAACAGCUUGCCAGGAAGCAACAUACAAAGUCCUCAGAACUCCUUGCUCUCAAGCAUAACGUCCAAUAGCAAUCCAUCCAGUGGUCCAUCUCCUCCUUUUGGUUCUGAGAAGCUUUCCAGCCCAGUUCUCAACCAGCAGCCUUUCAGCCCUCCAAAUCCCAUCCUUUCCAACCUAUCUGGCACCAGCAUUCCAACCAAUAGCAUCAAAAGUCCACAGAACAACUUGGUGUCUACAAAUACCAGACCCUCCCCACCCUACAGGCCAGAGAAACUUUCAAGCCCUGCUCUGCAUCAGCAGCCCUUUAGCCCUCAAAGUACUUUAAUUCCGAACAUCGUUCCCACCAGCAACCCAACCAACAUGCAGAGCUCUCUCUUCAAAUCUAUGUCGGCCACACAGCCCAAAAACAUGAACAUUAUUAUGCAACAGUCCUCCAACGGCAUGCAGCCAGGCUUGGUGAAUGAAGGUCCUGUGGCCCAAGACCAGUUUUCUUUCAAUAACACCAAGCCCCUGUCCCAUUUCAACUCUGAGCCCACAACUCCUCAGAAGAUGUCUCCUAUGGCUUCAGGCUCUGGGCAGCAAUCACUCAUUCACUAUCUCCAGCAGCAGCAGCAACAAGCUGCAACUUCACAGCAAUCCCAGCAAAUUAACAACAGCCAAUUCAUCCAGCAGCAGCUGCGACAUCUGAUGCAACCCCCUCGGAUUCAGCAGCACGUGCAGCCGUCUUCAUUGCCAUCACAAGCUCGACAGGACCAAACACCUGGGAUUGUUGCUAGACUUCAGGAGCCUGGAGCUGUCCCAAAUGCAGGUUCAGUGCCUGCCCCAGCCCCAACCAUGGUGAAUGGUUACACCAUGAGGAACCAUCUACUAAAGCAGCAGAUAAUAAGACGACAGCAGCAGCAACUGCAGGAAAAGCAGAAGCACAGCAUGAUGGGAGUAGCAUCUGAGCAGAGGAGUCCUUUUGUGGGCCAGGCGAUGAAUCAGUUUCCUGCAGUUACCCAGCCCAUGCCAACAGAUUGCACCCAGUCUAUGCAGACUCCUCCCCCAAAUCACCGCAUGAUGUCAUCUACCCAGGGGAUCUUGCAGAAUGCCUUGGGUUCUGGGAUCACUCCAGCUGCUGUGAACCAGAACAGUGGGGCAAUGGUGAUGAUUCCACACAACCCCAACAAACAACCAGGAAUGUUCCCACCUAAUUCUGACUUCAGUCUCCCACUCCGGCCAAGCCAAAACUCCCUGGGCAUGAAUUCAGGAUGCCAAACAGUUCACAGCCAUCCUGCAGCUCGACCAGGCAUGGCAUUGUCUGGCUUUGCCGCUGGUUCAUUAGUGAAUCACCUUUCUACCCAGCAGCACUUGAGACAGCCGACAAUGCCAAGAAUUCCUAACGUCUACUCCAAUUCCUCUGCUCAGAUGUGGACACCAACGGGAGUUCCUAGGAUGCCAACUCAAAGUCAAAUGGAUGCCAACCUGCAGCAGUUCUCCAGCAACCCUCUCUUCUCAAAACAGAACACAAGGCCAAAUAUCCCUGGUCAACCUUUUUCCCAUCAGGCUGUGGUACCACCCAAUCAGAUUGCUCCUGGGGUCCAUGCCAGACAGAUGCAAAAAGUAAAUCUUGGACAAUCUGGCCAAAGCUUGGGCCCUCUGAAUAAUCAGAACCUGAGACACAAUUUAACAAGAGGACCUUUGCAGGCUGCAAUGAAUGUUAUGAAAUCCAUGCCACAAGGUGUGUCCAGUUUUAACCAGCUCAGUCCUGCUCAAGCAGUUGGCCCGCCAAGUUAUCCUGGCUCUGUUGGCCAGUCAUCAGGAACAUUCAACAGAAUGAAUGCUGCCCCUGAACUGCCACCGCAGUAUGACUUCAUAGCCCAGCAGAACAAUUCCAUUUUGCCUGGGAACUGCAGCGAGGCUGACUUUAUUGACUCUCUUAUGAAGAACAGUGGCGGCAGCAGCACUGAUGAAGACUGGCUAAAUAAUUUGACAAUGAUAGAUGACAUUUUGGGGCAGCAUGUUCAAAGCUCUGGACACGUGUGAUUCUUGAGGGAAGCAGAUGGAUAUGUAAAAAAUCUGUGCAGGACUUUAAUAAAAAUAAACAUUUACAAAAAAAAAACCCUCCCCUUUUUUUCAGUGCUGAAAGAAUGACCUUGCCCAACUAACUCUCCACCUCCCUCCCAAGUUUUUCAAAAGCUGUGUAUAUAUUUGAAUAUUUUGUAAAUUAUGUUUUCCUAAACAUUAAAUAUGGAAGUAUUUAUACUUCUUUGCUGGACUCUUUGUAAAUACCCUAUAGACUACUUUACUCUUUCUUUUUUGUUAUAUGAUAGGAAUUGAAUUACACCUUGUUCUAAAUAUGCAAAUAUGAUUGUUAGUUUCAGUAAUACUGUGUAUUACAGCAUCAAAUAUUUUAUGUUUUUGACAUAACAUAUGAACUAGGGGUGUCCAGGCAAACAAAAUAAACAGGAUGCAAGGAUUUGUAAUGUCUCCUACCUCCCUGCUCCUCCAGUGCAAAUUUAAGAUGACAGAUCAACUGAAUUAAAAAUCCAUUUUGAUCUGGCCAACAAUAACUGAUCACCACCAGGCCACAGGAAUUCAUUCAAACAAAUUGCUUUAUCAAAUAGUUCAUUGUGGCAAGGUCUUGUGCUAGACUGACAGUGCCAACUACCCUUACACUAUUCUUUUGCUCUUUCUGUUCUGCUGUUGACUCGGGGCUGUUUCAUACAAUGUGUGUUCUUGCUGAAAGUACAGCAUUGAGCCAUGAGUUGCAUGUAUGAAUGAGCCACAGGCUGAGCAUCAGAAUGGUCUCCAACACAAAGUUGGGCAAUCAUGUCAGUUCACGAUCCAGAAACAAGUCACUCGAUGAUGAGUAAGCAAGCAGUGAUGCACAUACAUGUGUGACCUGGGCCAUGGGGUAAGAAGGUAGUUGACCUGAAAGACUGCAACAAUAUCAAGUGCUGUUGUGCAAAAUUCUCUAUAUGAGAGCAGGCAAGUCUGAAAACAUGGGUUGACUUUCAGUGAUUAAAAACACUUUCUACAUUGCCCACCUUGACAGUGUAUAUUUGUAGUGUACAAGUGAUAUGUUCCUGGUUCUAAAUAAUUUUCAUAUUUUCUUCUCUGUUUUUAAUGAGACUCUCCUUCGCCACCCAACCCCUCCUGCUUUCCUUUUCUUUUUUCUCCUCCCAGAGAAAUUGUCUAUAAACACAAAUAGCUUAACUUUGGAUGUUUUUUCUGUCAUAUGUAUAUUUAAGAGUCUGUUUAUAAAAGAAAUCCGUUGUACUGUAAACUUCAAAAAUCUUCAUACUUUGUGUAAUCAUAUUUUAAUAGCCACGUCAUCCUCCAUUUGUAAGAUAACGUCCACUUCAAGCACACCAAAAUGUUUUUCCUUCAUACCAUAAUAAACUGCCAGGGAAAAAUUGCA
Molecule: messenger RNA, 5016 nt
Organism: Rhineura floridana
Lineage: Eukaryota; Metazoa; Chordata; Lepidosauria; Squamata; Rhineuridae
Gene: MAMLD1
Product: mastermind like domain containing 1
Exons: 5
Coding region: 642-3638 (998 amino acids)
Biological process (GO): regulation of transcription by RNA polymerase II
Cellular component (GO): nuclear body
Source: RefSeq, a predicted model, not a curated record